Molecule: messenger RNA, 2356 nt
Organism: Hydractinia symbiolongicarpus
Lineage: Eukaryota; Metazoa; Cnidaria; Hydrozoa; Anthoathecata; Hydractiniidae
Product: sodium-dependent neutral amino acid transporter B(0)AT2-like
Exons: 10
Coding region: 156-2156 (666 amino acids)
Biological process (GO): sodium ion transmembrane transport
Cellular component (GO): membrane
Source: RefSeq, a predicted model, not a curated record
AUUAAAAGAAAAAAAGAAACAAAAAAAAUCAAUCAAGAAAAUAAUAUCAAGCUUGGGAGAACGUUUUAGUAAAAAAAUAACAAUAAAAUAUUGUAGGAAGAUUAAAAAGAAAAAUAGGAUUUUAAGAGGGAUUGAUUGGCUUUAUAUCGAUUGAAAUGGAUAAAGGUGACACUUUUCUGGACAUAACACCGUCAGAAGUUAGUGAGUCAGCAGAACAAGCUUCAGAUAUCCCUUUAACAUUGGCUUGCGAUGGUACAGAUGCUGUUUUUUCACCAAAACCCAAAGAACGUGAGUCUUGGGCAAACAAAUCUGAAUUUUUAUUGGCGACAAUUGGAUUAGCGGUCGGUUUGGGGAAUAUCUGGAGAUUUCCUUAUCUGUGUCAAAAGAACGGAGGAGGAGUGUUUUUGAUCCCCUUUUUCAUCUUCAUUAUAAUCGAAGGAAUUCCUUUGUUUUUCAUCGAACUCGGUGUUGGUCAGAGAUUUCGAAAGACCGCUGUUGAAGCAUGGCGUGGUAUGCACAAAGGCUUAACAGGAAUUGGCAUCUCAUGCAUGAUCACAUCUAUGUUGUUAUGUCUCUAUUACAUCAUCGUGAUAACAUGGUGUGUGUAUUAUGCCUUUCUAUCGUUGACUUCCGAGCUUCCCUGGCAAAAGAAAAAUUGUGAGAACUAUGAUAUAUAUAUGAAAUAUGUCAGGUUAGAGAGAAACGUAACAGAGAUGACAAACAGCUUAGAGAGAAACGUAACAGAAAUCACUAACACUACAUUCAACAACUCCACAUCAAACAACUCCACAUUGAACAACACCUUCAUUAAUCCAUUUUCAGCUAAAGUGAAACAAUACAAGACAUGCUGUAUCCAAGACCCUGCACAAUAUCAGUGGUAUGAAAGGACUCUUCAAGUCUCAACGAGUAUAAAUGAUACAGGCGCAGGAAUUAACACAAAUCUACUUUGGUCUUUGUUGUUGUCAUGGUUUGUUGUGUACGCAUGUAUUGUGAAGGGAAUUAAAUCCAGUGGCAAGGCUGUCUACUUCACAGCAACGUUUCCGUAUGUUGUAUUAAUCAUUCUGUUCUUCCGUGGUAUCACUCUACCUGGUGCUUUGGAUGGAAUCAAAGAAUUGUUCACACCAAAGUGGGAACUACUUGCUAAACCUGAAAUUUGGAUGGAUGCAGCCACACAAGUGUUUUUCUCCUUAAGUUUGGGAUUUGGAGCUCUUAUCGCAUUUGCUAGUUACAACCCAAUCAACAACAACAUUAUACGGGACGCCUAUGUCAUUGUACUGACGGAUUGCGGAACUGCGCUGUUUGGAGGAAUUGUGGUAUACUCUAUUCUUGGGUACAGACAGCAUGAAACUAAUAUCCCAGUGAGCGAGGGAGGAAGCGGACCUGGUUUAGCAUUUGUUACUUUCUCUGACGUCAUGCUUUUGAUGGAUAUAUCGCCACUGUGGGCCAUCUUAUUCUUUUUCAUGUUAAUUUUACUUGGCAUCGAUUCAGAGUUUGGAACAUUGGAAGGUGCAAUAGCUCCAUUGUAUGAUUUAAAAAUCGUCAAAAUGAAGAAGUUUCUUUUCUUACCAAUCGUCAUUGGAAUCAUGUUUUUAAUUGAUCUCAGUAUGAUAGCUGGUUUCGGCUACUAUGUCUUCCAACUAUUUGAUAGUUAUGCUGUCACAAUUCCGUUACUGGUCAUCGCGUUGACGCAGUGUAUAGCAAUAAGUUGGGUCUAUGGUACAGACAGAUUUGCUGAUGAUAUUGAAUUCAUGACUGGACAACGUCCAUGGAAGUUUUGGAUGUUCUGUUGGAAAUAUCUGUCACCAUUUGCAGUCCUCGUAAUCUUAAUGUGGGUUCUUGUCAACACUAUACGAACAGUUCCUGUCUAUUCAGCAUAUGUUGGAUGUCCUCAGGAAACAAGUGCUGAGAAAGGAUGGACUGUAGAUAAAGAAUAUCCAACAUGGACAAGAAUCCUAGCAGCCAUUAUGGUGAUAUGCACACUGUCUCCAAUCCCCUACUUUAUAGUAAAAGAAUGGCCUAAAAACUGGAAACAAUUAUUUAGAGAGAGGUUUUUAAGUGGGAUAGCUAACUAUAUGCCAGAUCCAUCAACAUGGAAAGAGAAACACAACACUAUGCUCUAUGAACCAACAUAUCAAAAUGAAAAAGAUAAAAGCUAGACUAUAGUCCAUUUUCCAAUCAAAUGCUGUACCGUUUUCCAGUCGAAGCUGUUACAGAAAUUAUAGACCAAGGCUAUACAAACUACAAGUAAUAUUAUACUUCCAGAAAAUAUUUUGGAAGAUGAGAUCGCUGCAGUUACAUAACGGUUUUUUAAGAACUGUAUAAUAUCAUGUAAAUAUUAAAAUAUAAAAUAUGAAAA